AUGGCUUACAAGUUCUAUUACCAGGAUCAUAAGACCAACUUCAUCUUAGACCAUGCGUGGAGAGCUCUUAGAAACGAUCAGAAGUGGUGUUCUCUUAAUAGAGAUAAAGGCAAAACGCAGACCAAAAGAGCACAGCCACAUGAUUCCGGAGACGUCGGUCCCAGGGAGGAAGAAGAAGAAGCGAGACCGAUCGGUGUGAAGGUAUCAAAGGCUGCAAAGUUGAGAGGAUCCAAGACCGUGAAGAGAACCAACGAAGACAGGGAGGCUGCUAUGAAGAACCUCCAAGCCGUGGCUGCUCUAAGUGAGAAGGAGUUCAGUAACAAGGACAAAGUAGCGGAUAAACAAGUCCUAGCUAACCUCUUAGGAAAAACCGAACCACUUAACGAAAUAGAGAAAGCGCUCAAGGAUAGGCUAAUUAGUCAGAUUUAUUAG
Molecule: messenger RNA, 432 nt
Organism: Microthlaspi erraticum
Lineage: Eukaryota; Viridiplantae; Streptophyta; Magnoliopsida; Brassicales; Brassicaceae
Source: the annotation of a GenBank genome assembly